Myodes glareolus (Bank vole) is the source of this 1605-nucleotide messenger RNA. Lineage: Eukaryota; Metazoa; Chordata; Mammalia; Rodentia; Cricetidae. The record is from RefSeq and is a predicted model, not a curated record.
AUGGGCCGGCCCGGCUCUCCCUGCCGAGGAAUGGGCCGGCCCGGUGGCGGCUGGGUUCGGCUCAACGUGGGCGGCACCUACUUCGUGACCACCAGGCAGACCCUAGGCCGGGAACCCAAGUCCUUCCUCUGCCGCCUAUGCUGCCAGGAGGACCCGGAGCUGGACUCGGACAAGGAUGAGACUGGAGCGUAUCUGAUUGACAGAGACCCCACCUACUUUGGUCCUAUCCUAAACUACCUCCGACAUGGAAAGCUCAUCAUCACCAAGGAGUUGGCAGAAGAAGGUGUGCUGGAAGAAGCAGAGUUUUACAAUAUCGCGUCUCUCGUGCGGCUGGUUAAGGAAAGGAUACGAGACAAUGAGAACAGAACUUCACAAGGCCCCGUGAAGCACGUGUACAGGGUCCUGCAGUGUCAAGAGGAAGAGCUCACUCAGAUGGUCUCCACCAUGUCUGACGGCUGGAAAUUUGAACAGCUGAUCAGCAUUGGCUCCUCCUAUAACUAUGGAAAUGAAGAUCAGGCAGAAUUCCUCUGUGUUGUCUCCAGAGAACUAAAUAAUUCUACCAAUGGCAUCGUCAUAGAGCCAAGCGAAAAGGCCAAGAUUCUUCAGGAGAGAGGCUCUCGGAUGUAAACAGAGAAUCUGAAGUUCCAGAACCCUGAAGGCAAGAGAGCAAUCGGCCGAGCAGCUCUGAAGGGAAAUCUUGCACCUGUACAGUAACUGAGCUACUGCAAAGUGAAGCUGUGCCUGGUCCCGGAGAAGAGGUGUCUGCUCAAACCAGAGGAGCCCCGCCCGCCUCGGACGAAGACAGUGCGCCUCUGGCCACACGGCCCCUUUUGAGAAACCUGCUUUUGUUUCCUAGCCUGUGUUGUGACAGACCUCCACAGCAGCAUCUGGGAUGGGUCCCUGGCUGGAGCCUUGUGGGGAACUGGGGAAAGGAGGAGGGUCUAGGUCCUGUAAACCAUCUAGACACCAAGGAAGCUAGAGCAGAGGAAGGAGGCUGGUCCUGACCUGUGCCCUGGUCUCAACCUGCCUGUGCUGUGAUGGACACUGGCAGCUGCCGUGACCAUUCUUCCUUGACCUAGGCAUUCUUCGAGGUUGGCAGAGGUGCAGAAGAUUAGCGCAUUGAAUCGAGGUUUUGGGUACAGAAUAGAGUUGCCGGAGGACCCACAAUCCUAUGAACAGAGCCUCAGGCAGGAGGAUGAGGUGUCCUGUGCUGUGCUUGGAGGGCAGUGGUAGCUGUUCCUGGUUCUGAGCACUGCCCUGUCCCCACGAGUGGCUUCACCUGGUGUCUGUCCCUUCGUGGGGCCCCACGUGGCCCAACCUCACGCAGGAAGUUAAAGGCUGCGGCAUCCUAAGCAGUGCUGGGCAGAUGAUGGUACUAAGCAGUUGCUGCAAUUGCCUCUGCAGCCUUGUCUUACCUGGUUGGCCCCGUCUUCCUCCCCCAGCUUCUUGAACUGAACCAAAGAGAAAGGACUUUGUGGACCCUCUGUAUGGCUUGGGGUGAGGAAGGCUGUUUCUGUGGAAGCUGCCAAAUGAGUCAUAUUGUCAUAGUAAAAGUGGUGGUGUUUUGUGAUUGUCUCUUGAACAUGCACUGACUGAUAUAGGUGA